This is a messenger RNA of Labrus mixtus (cuckoo wrasse), 4354 nucleotides long. It is a transcript of the gene boc, whose product is annotated as BOC cell adhesion associated, oncogene regulated. NCBI's taxonomy places the organism in Eukaryota, Metazoa, Chordata, Actinopteri, Labriformes, Labridae. The record is from RefSeq and is a predicted model, not a curated record. Gene Ontology annotation, molecular function: protein binding. Gene Ontology annotation, cellular component: plasma membrane; axon. Bases 264 to 3425 code for a protein of 1053 amino acids. Gene Ontology annotation, biological process: cell-cell adhesion; nervous system development; axon guidance. The transcript has 18 exons.
AAGGCGUCGCAAAAGGGAGAAUUGUUUGAGAGCUCAGUCAUCCAAAAACGGCCUUUCAAUGUGAGAACUUGGGGAGACGAAGAAAAUGUCGGUAGCAUCGCAGUAAAUUACUAGUGCAGCGAGGCUUUAGAGGGAAAAGUGAAGUAAGAACGGUUGUUUUUUGGGACUUAAACUCACUGCAGAAGCGAGGCAAGGAGAAGCUCGGUCGGCUUAAGCGAGGUGUGAGCACCAAAUACAGCAGUUUGGGGGGCAGUGUAUGGAAGAUGUCUGGAAAGAGAGACUGGACUCCUUGGAUGAAAAAGAGAAGGGCUCCAGUGUUGUGCGCUCUGGGUGCAGUACUACUAUGCUGUCUGCAGAGCGGCGCCUCAGUCACUGAUGAGGUGCCAAUGUUCACGGAGGAGCCCAUGUCCGUGGUGCAGAAACUGGGCGGCAGCGUGAAUCUGCGCUGCAGUGCCCGACCCACCUCUGCCAACAUCAGUUGGCGCCUCAACGGCCAGGAGUUUGCGGACGGAGAUCUGGGUGUGGUCCUGGGACCCAACAGCCUGUUCAUCCCUGCGCUGUCUAACCUGACCCUGGGCAGGUACCAGUGUGUGGCCAGCACAAGCGCGGGAGCUCUGGCCAGUGUGCCAGCCAACGUCACUGCUGCUAAGCUGCGGGAUUUUGAGCCCGAUGACCAGCAGGAGAUCGAGGUGGACGAAGGCAACACGGCUGUUAUCGAAUGUCACCUCCCGGAAAGCCAGCCCAAGGCUCAGGUCCGCUACAGCGUCAAACAGGAGUGGCUGGAAACCUCCAAAGGGAACUACCUCAUCAUGCCGUCAGGGAACCUGCAGAUCGCCAAUGCCACACAGGAGGAUGAGGGGCCGUACAAGUGCGCUGCGUACAACCCCAUCACUCAGGAGGUCAAAACAUCCACCUCUGCUGACCGCCUGCGCAUACGCCGCUCCACCUCAGAAGCAGCUCGCAUCAUUUACCCUCCAGCCUCUCGCUCCAUCAUGGUGACCAAAGGCCAGCGGCUGGUGCUGGAGUGCGUCGCCAGUGGCAUCCCCACGCCGCAGGUCAGGUGGGCAAAGGAUGGGCAGGACCUGCGCUCCCACAACAACACCCGCUUUCUACUCAGCAACCUGCUGAUCGACGCGGUGGGCGAGCGUGACUCGGGCACUUACGUUUGCAGGGCCGAUAAUGGAAUCGGCUCGGCCAGCACUGCAACGGUGCUGUAUGACGUACAAGUGUUCGAGCCUCCUCAGGUGACGGUGGAGCUGCAGCAGCAGCAGCAGGAGGUUGUGUACGGCGAGACGGUUCGCUUCAUCUGCCAGGUCCGCGGUAAACCCACACCCUCCGUCAUGUGGCUCCACAACGCCCAUCCUCUAGCGCCGUCUCCUCGCCACCGCCUCACCUCAAAAGGGCUGCGUGUCACCAACGUGGGCCCUCAGGAUGACGGACUGUACCAAUGCAUGGCUGAGAACGGGGUGGGCAGCUCACAGGCCUCUGCUCGCCUCAUCACAGUGUCAACAGGGAUCUCAUCCAGAGGGAGGCUGCCCUCACUCUACCGGCCUCUCAGCCCAGAUAAAGUCCUGAGGGAGCAGCCGCCUGUGAGGCCGGGAGCCGCGGGGGCCAUGCUGCCUAUGGACUGCUCUGAACUGCCGGGACAUAUCCUUCCUGCUGAAGCCCCCGUCAUCCUCAGCCAGCCGCACACCGGCAAGGCCGACUACUACGAACUCACCUGGAGGCCCCGACAUGAGCAAGGACCACCCGUGCUGGAGUAUUUGGUCAAAUACAGAAAGGUGGGAGACCCUCUAGCAGAGUGGACCUCCAGCAGUAUCUCAGGGGCCCUCCACAAGCUCAUCCUGGCCAAGCUGCAGUCAGGCAGCCUGUACGAGGUGGAGAUGACUGCAAAGAACUGUGCAGGUUUGGGACAACCUGCCAUGAUGACCUUCAGAACUGGCAAAGGCCGCAAAGGACAAAUCGACCCUCCUAAAACUCCCGCUGUUCCUUCACCAAGCCUCUCUCCUCCGGAAGCCCCUGACAAACCCACAGUCUCCACGGCAACGGAAACGUCGGCAUACGUGACUUGGAUUCCUCGCGGUAACCGCGGCUUCCCCAUCCAGUCGUUUCGGGUGGAGUACAAGAAGGUGAAGAAGGCAGGAGAGGACUGGGUGACGGCCGUCGAAAACAUCCCCCCGUCACGACUCUCGGUGGAGAUCACGGGCCUGGAGAAAGGUACGUCCUACAAGUUUCGUGUUGUGGCGGUGAACGUAAUUGGUUCCAGUCCUCCCAGCGCCCCUUCCAAGGCUUACACAGUAGUGGGCGGGAGACCCCAUGAGCGCCCUGUUGAUGGACCCUACAUCACCUACAACGAAGCCAUUAAUGAGACAACCAUCAUUCUCAAAUGGACGUACACUCCCGUUAACAACACUCCCAUCUACGGUUUCUACAUCUUCUACCGGCCGACAGACAGCGAUAAUGACAGUGACUAUAAGAAGGAUGUGGUGGAGGGAGACAGAUACUGGCAUUCAAUCACCGACCUGCAGCCCGAGACGGCGUACGACAUCAAGAUGCAGAGCUUCAACGAGUUGGGAGAGAGUGAAUUUGGCAAUGUGGUGAUCCUGGAAACGAAAGCUCGUCCUAAUCAACAACGACCUACCCCAUCAGAGACCCCAGACCACGUGUUGGGACACGGACACGGACUUGUGCCUCGGCCCGGCGACCUCCCCUACCUCAUAGUUGGUAUUGUCCUGGGAGCCUUCGUCUUCAUCAUCGUGGCCUUCAUCCCAUUCUGUCUUUGGAGGGCUUGGGCCAAACAGAAGCAAACAUCAGACUUGUGUUUUCCUGCUGUGGCCGCUCCGGUGUCGUCGUGUCAGUACACCAUGGUUCCUCUUCAGGGACUUGCUCUGGUCGGCCACUGCCCACUGGACGGUCGUAUGACGGCUCCACACAGUGUGUAUCCUGCUAAUGGAGAAUACACACUGAACGGCAAGCCCCAUCACCCCACACACUGCCUGCCGGGGCUGCAGCAGGAGGACGUGGACUGUGAUAUGGAAUGUGACACUUUGCUGCCACAGACAGUUUCGAAUGGACAUGUGCCUGUUUAUCACUACUCCAGCAGUGGUUCAGAUCAUCAUGAACACAGCUGCUGUCCUCCUGAUGACUCCACUCUGCAGCUCCUCCACUCCUCCCAUCAGCACCUCGCUUCACAGGAGCUGGAUGAUGAUGGCAGCUUCUGUUGUGGAGACGAAGAAGGGGAUAGCAUCACUCAAAAAAUAUCGUCCUUUCCUCUUCUCUCUCUAGAGGAUGAAGGCAUUUUCACCACAUCAUCCUCAGCAGCCACAACACCACAAUCUCAAGACACACCAAUACAGGAAGUGAACAUCCUCCCAAAUGAAGCAUCCCUUGAGAACACAGAGACGGCGAACACAACAGAGGCGUAAGAGACUGUUGGACAAGCAGAAGAAAACCAGAGAAAAUAUUUAUUUUUGUAUCACAGAUAUUUAUAUAUUUAUGCUUUUGUACAUAAGUGUCUGACUGUACUGUAUAUAAGGUAUUUUUUUUUUAAGUGAAAAAGACUCUUAUUCACACAUCGCUUUGGAGAAAGGGAGCACCAUGUUGUCAUGCUGUUUGUGUUUUCCUGGGAGGGAAAUACGUUUGAUUCCUCAUGUUGAAGAAGAUCAGUCAGGGGGCCUUAAAUCUGCAGGGGAUUCCUCUCACUUUAGCACUUCACGUCUUCACCCUCCUUGUGUCAUUCCUCACAAAAUCCUCCAUCCGUAAUGUUUGGACCUUAGGUACUUAGCUUUAUGUACAACCAGAACAAAGGGACCAUUCAAACCAGUCUGAUGCUGUAAUUAUGAGGUGCUUUUAUUGCUGUUUAGACCCGUUGCUAUGUCACAUCUUCAAACAAUUCUGUCAUUUUGUAACAUGUUUUAUGCAUUGUUCAUCAUUAACAUACUAUUAACUUGUGUAUGCAACAUAAAUCAUUCUGUCCAGUAGUGUACAAGAGAUUAUAUAUUGUAUAGUUAUUUAUUUUUGUGAUUUUUAUAUAUUAUUUUUUAAAUCACUGAAUGGGAGAGAUUCUGGAAAAUAUCUUAAACUCAGUCAUAGAUAAGCUGAAUUUUAUCCUCCAACCACUUCUGUGUUUACUCAUUUGCUGGUUACCAAAAUGCGUGGCAGGUGAGGGCGCUGUGACAGGUGUGUUAGUAUUAUUCCUCCCUCACAGGUUGCUGCAUAAGUAUUAGUCUUUUCCAGAGACGUACGUGAUCGAAAUGAAGGAGAUCCUGAAUCUACACUCCCACAAGUGGAGCCAACUUGUGGCUGCACACGCUGGAGCACUAUUGCAUGUAAAUAAAAAAGCUUAUGAAAUUAA